Messenger RNA from Colletotrichum siamense, 1299 nucleotides. Its product is annotated as Acetyl-CoA acetyltransferase. The record is from RefSeq and is a predicted model, not a curated record. The coding region runs from base 1 to 1299 and encodes 432 amino acids. NCBI's taxonomy places the organism in Eukaryota, Fungi, Ascomycota, Sordariomycetes, Glomerellales, Glomerellaceae. The transcript is spliced from 3 exons. Gene Ontology annotation, molecular function: acetyl-CoA C-acetyltransferase activity. Gene Ontology annotation, biological process: fatty acid beta-oxidation.
AUGUAUUCAAGACAAUCCUCCAGGCUUCCGAGCCUAUUCGCAAAGCAGGCCUCUGCGACUCGCCUGUUCUCAACGAGAGCGGCAUUGAGGCAAGAGAUUCGCGAUGCAUACAUUCUCAGUGGUUCGAGAACGCCAACGGCAAAGGUAGAAACCCCUUUCAAUGGAUCAUACACGAGCGUCUCCGCGCCGAAGCUCGGCGCUGUCGCCAUUAAGUCUGCCCUCGAAAAGUCAAAGGUCCCUGUCGACAAAAUCUCCGACGUAUACAUGGGAAACGUGCUGCAAGGAUCAGUCGGACAGGCGCCGGCUCGCCAGGCUUUGAUCUUUGCCGGUCUCCCGUCAAGCGUUGAGGCCAUUACCAUCAACAAGGUGUGCGCUUCAGGCUUGAAGGCGGUUGUCUUUGCCGCGCAGAACAUCCAAUUGGGUCUGGCAGAGGCCCAGAUUGCCGGAGGCAUGGAGAACAUGACCAGAGUGCCAUACUAUGUCCCCCGCUCCUCGAGUUUGCCGCCUUUCGGGCACGUCAAGAUGGAGGACGGUUUGAUCAAGGAUGGUCUUACCGACGUCUACGACCAAUUCCACAUGGGCAACUGCGCUGAGAACACCGCCAAGAAGUACGAGAUCACCCGUGAAAUUCAGGACCAGUAUGCUAUUGAGUCCUACAAGCGCGCCCAGGCCGCGUGGAAGGCGAACGCCUUCGCCGAAGAGAUUGCGCCCGUCACCGUUCCCGGAAAGAAGGGCGAUACCGUCAUCGAGACGGACGAGGGAUACCUCGAUGUCAAGUUCGACAGGGUCCCCACUCUGAAGCCCGCCUUCGUCCGUGACGGCACAGGAACCGUCACUGCCGCCAACUCGUCCACUCUGAACGACGGUGCCAGCGCGCUGGUUCUGGGAAGCAAAGAAAUUGCUCAAAAGUACGGAUCAGGCUCCCGGGUUCUGGCCAAGAUUUGCGGUUCGGCCGAUGCUGCUGUCGACCCCGUUGAUUUUCCAAUUGCCCCGGCCAAGGCCGUUCCGAUUGCGCUGGAGAGAGCCGGAAUUACCAAGGACCAGGUGGCUGUCUGGGAAUUUAACGAGGCCUUCGCCGCUGUCAUCAAGGCCAAUGAGAAGAUCCUCGGCCUUGAGGGUGCGCGUGUGAAUCCCCUUGGAGGAGCCAUUUCUCUCGGCCACGCUCUCGGAAGCUCCGGGUCGAGAAUUCUCGUAACACUGCUGCACCAGCUGAAGCCCGGUGAAUACGGUGUGGCUGCCAUCUGCAACGGAGGAGGUGCAGCCACUGCGCUGGUGGUGCAGCGUGUCGAGUCUGUGUAA